UCGUUUGUGAGGAAACAGCCCUCAAAGGCGUGGCAGUUUUCAGAGGGACAGCCUUUAAAAACCAGCAGAAGAAUGAUCUUACAGUCUUCACAAGACACAGCCGAAGAACAUCACACUUUUCUCAAGAACAUAAACAUCUAACAAUGGCAGCAAACUUCAGCCCCCAAAAAAAUGGCCGAAAAGCAAGACCACAUGUCUGUAAAAAGGAAUACAUUGCAAUAAAAGAUCUGAAAAUAAAAGAUGAGAUAAAACAACUACAUAUGAAUAAAACGUAUCUUCCGAAAGACAUCCCUGAUUAUCCUUCUCCUGUUGAAUUUCACAUCACAGAAGUGGCUCAUGUCACUAACAAGACGAGCCUUGAGGGCAUCUGGAAGUCAGAGGGAUUCAUGGGUCUUGAUGAAGAUUCGUUUUCAUGGUGGAGCCUGAAGAUUAAUGAAGCGGAUAUAAGAGCAGCAGAGGAGCGUUACCUCGAGAAAUUGUUCCCAGACAUAACCAAAGAACAAAAAACAGCUCAUCCGCCGUUCCUGAGUGAUUUCACCACAUCACCGUUGUUCCUGAAUGAAUUCUCACGCUACGGUAACUUCCGCUUCACCUUUCCUCUGACUGAACUGAUGGAAGCCUACAAGAAGCAGAAGUGUGAAGGUCAAGAGCCAGUUCUCCGGAUCUACGGGACCAAACUUUUCAAACAGGAGAUUGAGUAUGUUGUUCUUGUUCACAGCCCUGACCUCAAUGAGAAGUUCAGUCAAUUUCCAGAGCUAACAGACAAUCCAUGGGUUGCUUAUGAUGGACAUCAAAUCAUCUGGAGAGCCCAAGCCAUUUGUGAAACUCACAAGUUCCAACUGGUAAUCAGAGGAAACACAGCAGUGACAGAACCCAUGAAUACACAUCAGUUUUAUGUGUGGGAUCAUGUUAGCCUUGUCUUUCACACCGAAGAUGUCCUGACCUUCCCUAAAAGAAGGCUUAAGGCAAGCCUCAGUUGUUGUGAACUGGAUGAAAAUGUAGACCUUUCAAACGGGGAAAACUGCCCUUCACUUGCUGAAGCUGAGAAAUGCAUUGAAAGAUUGCCAGAUGAUGAAUCUGAAAAAGAAGAUGAAAAAGAAGAAUAUAAAUCAGUGAAAAAGGAAAUGGACUAAAAGUGUACAAGUUCUGUAAGAGCCUUUACAGUUUUGUGGCUUUGUAUGGUUUUGCCCUUUGUGACAAAUAGCUUGAGAAUAAUAAGUAAACAAGAUAAACAAAUAAAUAAAAGGUGGGGGUAAUUUUUAACUUACAUUUGUUACUUGUCAUUGAGAGGCUAUAAUGAGAUUAAAAAAAAAACCUGUCUUUUAAACUGUCUUAAUAUUGCAUGAUGUGGUUGAAUAUUAUGAUUAUUAUUAUUUUUUUUUUUCCAAACUUAAAAUGCUCUCUGUCAUACUAACACUGAUCUGGGCUGCGUUUCACAAAAGCAUCGUAAGCCUAAGUAGAUCAUAGACCCAUUGCCACCAAUGCUCUCUCUCUGAUUAACUUCCUUAACGAUGCUUUUGAGAAACGCACCCCUGGUCAUUGUUUUAGAGUCUUACAAAGAUUACAAUUAAGCUUUUACUUUGUAUCAUUGUGCUGCCAAUUACCCAGCAUGCCUUGCGUCUUCUGCCUGUAUAUUAUUAGUUGUGUCAAUAAAGCAUAUGAUGCAAUACA
Messenger RNA from Cyprinus carpio (common carp), 1671 nucleotides. RefSeq lists its product as uncharacterized. NCBI's taxonomy places the organism in Eukaryota, Metazoa, Chordata, Actinopteri, Cypriniformes, Cyprinidae. Bases 144 to 1133 code for a protein of 329 amino acids. The transcript is spliced from 2 exons. The record is from RefSeq and is a predicted model, not a curated record.